AUGAAACGGGUCGAAAAAUCUAGGGAAUUUUUCGUUUGGCAUAAAUGACAUUUGUAUAAAAAAUGGCAGGUAAAGGCUGGAAUUACAUUGCAGGUGUCCCCGAAACCGACGACCAACAACGUUUACGCUUCCAAAUCGAAUUAGAAUUCGUACAAUGCUUAGGGAACCCGAAUUAUUUAAAUUUUUUAGCCCAACGCGGUUAUUUCAAAGACUCAACCUUCGUUAAUUACCUAAAAUAUUUAUUGUAUUGGAAAGAACCGGAUUACGCCAAAUACUUAAAGUAUCCAAUGUGUUUAUAUUUUUUGGAUUUAUUACAAUACGAGCACUUCCGAAGAGAAUUAGUUAACUCGCAAUGCACCAAAUUCAUCGACGACCAACAAAUCUUACUUUGGCAGCAUUACACGCGGCGUAGAAGCCGAUUAUUACAAACUCCCAACGCUAACGGUGCUAAUAAUGAAUCAAACGUACAAAAUUCCCAAACAAACGGACAUUUAAACCAAAAAAUAACCUAAUUAUUGAUAUUUUUAAAGUAAAUAAGAAUUAACAUUUUUUUUUUUACGUUUAAGAGUGAGGUUAUGUUUGUUUGGGACGAAAGAUUGAGGUUAUGUUUGGAAUUAAAUUAAAAACGUUUUUUUUUAAAUGAUUUUUAUAUUUUAAUAAAUAAAUGAUAUAUA
This is a messenger RNA of Onthophagus taurus, 674 nucleotides long. It is a transcript of the gene MED31, whose product is annotated as Mediator complex subunit 31. Gene Ontology annotation, cellular component: mediator complex. Gene Ontology annotation, molecular function: transcription coregulator activity. Gene Ontology annotation, biological process: regulation of DNA-templated transcription. The record is from RefSeq and is a predicted model, not a curated record. NCBI's taxonomy places the organism in Eukaryota, Metazoa, Arthropoda, Insecta, Coleoptera, Scarabaeidae.